AAUUCCAAGAAACAACGAAGAUGUCGAAGUUCAUGCUGCUCGUUUUUGUAACUCUUCUUGCUAGCACACUUAUCGUGGCUGCUCCCGAUAACUCACGCUGCGGUCGGCACGGUGACCCCUGUGUGGUUGAUCGUGAAUGCUGUCAAAGCAUAAGAUGCAACGCACAGGCGCAUAGAUGCCAAGUCAUUAUCACCGCCGAGGAACUUAUGGCUCAGAGAGAACGAAUUUUGGGCAAGAAAGGAAAAUCUUACUGAUCAACUAUUAACCCUUUCUUGAUCGCGCAAUCAUGGCAAUAAAUAAGAUAAAUAAUUUUUCAUUUAUAUAAAGAUAAUCAUUGAAAUUAUAUGGAGUUAUGGCAUAAUGAAAAUGUCAUCUUUAAUUAUAAUUAAAAAAAAAAAAAAUCAUCUUUAAUUAUAUUAAAACGAAAAUAUUUAGAAUGUAUACAUUGAAUAAUAAAUAUUAUAAAUCGUAA
This is a messenger RNA of Vespa crabro (European hornet), 472 nucleotides long. Its product is annotated as omega-conotoxin-like protein 1. Lineage: Eukaryota; Metazoa; Arthropoda; Insecta; Hymenoptera; Vespidae. The record is from RefSeq and is a predicted model, not a curated record. Bases 21 to 254 code for a protein of 77 amino acids. The transcript is spliced from 2 exons.